UUUUGACAUGACGUCACGAGUGUGCGACAGACAGCCACCUAGCUACGCAGUUGUUUGUUUUAUUGGAUUUGUUGGAAUUUUCCACUACGGAGUUUGUUUACAAUAAAGUUGAGAAGUAAACUGUAGGCAGUAUUAUAAACCGGAACCGAGCUAUCUACGGACAUAGUUACCGAACCUUUAGGGCUAAGUGUCGCGGUUCGUCCGUUUUCUGUUUCGGACUUUGGGGAGCGGAUGGAGUUAACCGUAAACUAGCUGUUAGCAUAUUUUCGCUCAGAUUAGCUUCUGGAGCCUGGAGCAGGUUUAGCAGUUCGUGGUUGAGAUGGAGUUUCUUGGAGUUGGCGGGGGGGCCGGUGCGGUGGUGGUGAGCGGAGGUAACGUUCCGGCCUUUCUUACUAAACUGUGGACCCUUGUAGAAGACCCGGAGACCGACCCUCUUAUCUGCUGGAGCCCGAGUGGAACCAGCUUCCAUGUGUUCGAUCAGGGUCGGUUCUCUAAGGAGGUUCUGCCGAAGUUCUUUAAACACAACAACAUGGCGAGCUUCAUUCGGCAGCUCAACAUGUAUGGUUUUCGUAAGGUGGUGCACAUCGAGCAGGGCGGCUUGGUCAAACCAGAGAAAGACGACACAGAGUUCCAGCAUCCAUUCUUCGUCAGAGGGCAAGAGCACCUGCUGGAGAACAUCAAACGAAAAGUCACCAAUGUGUCAUCGGUCCGUCAAGAAGAAAUGAAGAUGUCCACGCAUGAAGUCAACAAAAUCCUGAGCGACGUCCAGCUGAUGAAAGGAAAACAGGAAACUAUCGACUCCAGGAUCAUCGCCAUGAAACAUGAGAAUGAGGCUUUAUGGAGGGAGGUGGCCAGUCUGAGACAGAAACAUGCUCAGCAACAGAAAGUUGUCAACAAGCUGAUUCAUUUUCUGGUGUCCCUUGUCCAGACCAACAGAAUCAUUGGAGUCAAGAGGAAAAUUCCUCUGAUGCUCAACGACUCUAGCUCCGCCCACUCCAUGCCGAAGUACAGCCGGCCCUUGACGCUGGAGCACAUUCAGAACGCAGCUGCCAAUCUCCUGUCAGCGGACUCAUCGUUGAACUCUGGGCCGAUCAUCUCGGACAUCACAGAGGAAGCGCCGUCCUCCCCCGAAGAAGCAGUCACUGACUGGAACGACCUUGAAGAGAACAACGUAGUUUUUAUCAAAGAGGAGCCAGCCAGUCCUGAGGUGGAGGAGUGUCCUGUUCUGGAGGUGGAGCCGGAUUCACUCCCAGCAAACGAGGACACCCCUCUGUCCCCCACCACCUUCAUCAACUCUAUCCUUCAGGACGAGACGCCGCCGCCCCAGGUCACCUCCUCCACCACCACAGCCACCACCACCAACCCCACAGCAGCCACCCCUACUGCGGUGAAGAGCCCUGCCUCCUCUAGUCCAGAUCAGGCAGCGCCGGCCCCCAAAUCACCGGCCCCCGCUGCCAGCUCUGACCCUGCCUCGGCCCCGAGCCCCGCCACACCUCGACAGAAAUGUCAGACCAUCGCCCGUCUUGACAGGUACCUCCCCCCACCGCCUGCAGGUGGACUCCCACCUGAUGUUUGGCGCAUCCUAUCGAAACUUCCUGAGAAGUAUGAACUCUCUGAUCACGUCGACACCAUUGACACCGGUUUAGAAAACCUGCAGAGCAUUCUGAACGCUCAGACCUUCACCUUCGACCCGUCUCCCCUGAUGGAGUUUUUCGGUUCAUCCGUUCCGUCUGCAGACUUUGACAUCGAAAGUUUGGAUAAUCUGCUGUCUGAUGAAGUCCCUAAAGAAAGCGAAGACAGAACAGGUAAGCGCAGUUUCUUGCCAUUCGGACCGAGCGUCGGGCCCGGCUUUGCUUUUGUCGCGGUGACCAUCUCUUCUUUGAUCGGUGCAGGGAAGCAGCUGGUGCAGUACACUGCCACGCCUCUCCAUUUGAGUGAACCAGUGACUCUGGGCGAGGGCGACGCUGACCUCCCGUCCCUCCUGGAGUAUGAAACGGAGCCUUUGUUCAACUCCGACGCGGCCACGGACGACCCGCCCGACGUCCUGCUGAGCACGACCCAACUGGACUCCAACCUCUAAUAUCCUCAAGAAUGUAAUGACUCCUCAGUAACAACAGGACACUGAGCACCAGCUCAGCAGCAGCAAUAGACAAUGACAAAAUCGAUGGGUUGUAGAUCAAUCAUUAGGUCAAACGUCAUGUUUUUAUCAAGCAGAUGUUAUUAAUCGAUAUUAAUCCAUUUCUAUACUUUAGGAUUAUUUUAGGUUUUAUUUUGUGUUUGCCACCUGAAUCCAAACCUUUCUUUGUUGCUUGUAAAGAAGAAAAAAAAAAAAAACUAAGAAAAACAGAAUCUGAAAAAUCCUAAAUAACCGAGGUCACAUGUACCUGCUGGUGUAUUCAGGGACUGAUCUGGGGGUAGACGCAGUACGUAUGAUGUCACAGGACAGGUGAGUCAGGCUCAUGUGACCCCGGCGCUCUCUGCUCUGCAUGUUUGAGUCACAAUUUGACGGCUGUAUUUGUUUUCACGUGUAUGAUUCAAAUAUAAAGAAGAGGAUCAGAAUAUUUUCGAAAACGUUUAUUACAGUGUUUAUCCUCCUCCUGUUGCCUCGUCCUCGGCGGAAGCAGCAGCAUUGGGACGCUUUUGACCCAGAACUGAACGGACUUUUCUUUGGACGGAGGUCUGUCCUCAUGAGCCAUGCUGAGUCAUUUCCUGCGUUUCACCUGGACCGCUGGUUAGGCAUGGGCCGGUAUGUAGAAAUACCACGGUGUCACUGUAUGUACGGCAACAUUCAAAACGAACAUCCAUGACGCGAUCUGCCGUGUUUUCACGUUGAACAAGAGAGCAGCGAAUAUUCCUACCGCUACAAAAGUUGUUCACUGGAGUUAUUACAGAGUUAUCUGUUCAACUUUUUAAUAUUUUUAUAUAGCGAGACCUGAGCAGAAGUAUAGAAUAAACACUCGCUAACUUUAGAAAUUGAAUUUGCAACGUUCAACAUUAAAUAUUGUUUCUCUUGUCAGUGGUUUUGCAGCUGGAGGGUGAAAGAUGGAAAUGGUGCAGCAGUUUAAUGGCUGCUAGCUGACUGGGAGAGUGCAGUAACAAGUGGGGGAGGGGUAGCGUUGCAUUACUCCAUGUGGCCGUAGAAAAAAUCUUGUUCUUCUUGGUACUUUCUGUGUCGUCUCAUGUAAAGAAUUUAAAAUCGAAAGGAACAAUAUGACAGAAGAUGUCCAUGUUUAUACCGUUAGCCGACCCAUGCCUACUCCUGACAGCCGGCUGCACUCCACUCUGACAGCGCAGGAGCUUUAAAGAAACUUUGAGUACCUCUAAUACAAAGAUGAGGUGAAAAGCUCUGGAAAUGUGUAUUAUUAGGUUUCAAUGUGGUAUACUGGAGAGUUGACUUAACGGCUCACUCAAAGAAGACAAGCUUUGUAAAAUUUGAUUUUAUUAGGAGGUUUUUCUGGCUGAUAAAGUUGUCUAAAAUGCAUUAGUCUGUCAGCAGCGCAGCAUUUCUCCCUCUUUUGGAUCUAUUUUCAGAAGUGACUUUAUAUGCAUCAACGCCGCUCUACUAUUGGGGCUUUUCUGUGUAAAGGUACCUUUGUUGGCUCCAGUUUCAGAUCAGAUUUAGAGUGUGGCUACAACCGGGACAGAUUUAAGGCAAAAAUCACUUCCGGACAUCAGGUGUCGCGUUUCAGUUUUAAUGAAACAUAUUCAAGACUGUUGUUAUUUACCGUCUGAGGUGGAAAUUAACUUUUUAUUCCUAAAGACUCAGUUUGUUUUAUUUGGAAAAACUUUCAGCGUCAGCUGCUCACGGGUGGUUAGCGAUUAAAAGUGACGUGUAGCUCCUGCUGAUAGAUAUUUAAUUCAAAAUGUAAAAAAUGUAUAAGGGAAACUUGUUAUUGUGCAGGUGUAACCUCGGUAACAGCAAAGAGGCAUGUUUGAUAACAUUUUCGGAAACAAGGGCUGCUCGACAUAAAAAAACAAAACAAAAAAAAACAGGAUUGCAAAAUUAUUGAAGAAUAUUGUGAAGCUGUUAUCGAUUGUGAUUGAGCCCCGUUUUCUGUCAAUCGUUUAACUUUUCGUAUGUCGCUCCACUACGCUUCCAGGAGGGUUUGGCAUCACAGAUCUUUAUAUCAGGUGUGGAAAUGCUUCACAAGUGGAGGCCCAUCCAUCGGGCAAAAUACAGGCUGAUCUUCACAGGCCAUUUAUUUUAGUAAUUCAAUUUCAAAAAGUGAAGUCAUAUAUAUUCAUUACACACACAGAGGGGUACAUUUGCAGUGCUUUAUUUCUGGUUAGUUUGAUGUUUAAGGCUUACAGCUAAUGAAAAAAAAAACUAAAUUCAGUGUCAGAAAAUCUGAAUAUUGCAGUAAAAAGGAUUUUUAACACCGAAGUACAGAAAAGUAUGCCCAUGCACUGUAUAAUAUCUGCACUCUAUACCUGCUUGGGCCUCUUUAUGCAUGAAUUCCUGCAUCAAUGUGGCGUUGCAUGGAGACGAUCAGCCUGUGGGUCUGCUAAGGUGUAAUGGAAGCUCAGGUUGCUUAGUGGCUAUUAGCUCAUCUGCAUUGUCUGGUCUGGUGUCUCUCAUCUUUCCUUUGACAGAACAUAGAUUCUCAGCCUGUUUUAUCUCAGGUCUGUUAGCUGACCUAUUAAUGAAAGUAAAACAUGCUCGUAGAAGCAGGUAUUGGUAACUGGCAACGUGGCCAAAUGCUAAAUCCUAUUGGAAAAUUACAUCAGCGUCGCCAUAAAGCUUGUCAGCAGAGGGAAAUAUGAAGUGCUCUACAAUGCAGUUCCAGGUCUGCGCUUCACAGCCUUCUCAUGGCUGCGCUUUAGUGGUACUUUUUCUAUCCGGUUUUUUUCUUUCAUCAAACUGUCCAUAGAUAUCCUUGUUUGCAGCACUCUGACCAACUUGCUUCUUUAGCAGCGAGUGCCUUAUCCCCUUUGUGGAGGGUGUUAGUCACUGUCUGCUGGCCAUAGCUUAAUAUUUCCAAAUUAAAACUCUUUUUGUUGCUGUUAUUCAAAGUUUUUGAGCAACUGAACUGGGAUUUCAUUAGCUGUGAGCCAAAACUACCCAAGUAAGACAGAUAAAAUGCCACUUAAUGAAUCUAUAUGAGGUUCACUUUUAAGAAUUCAAUUAUUGAUAUAAAAUGACCAUUGGGAUCCUCCUUAGUUUGACUCAUUUUAUAUUUGCUUAUAUUUGAAUUGCAUUCCUGAAUGCUAUAACAAAUUCUCCAUUUAAAUGUAGCUACAAAUGUAUCUAAACACAACUCUAUGACCGUGAGGAGGCUCCUGAUGUCCUGAAUCAUCAAUCCUCAGAUGCUCUACAGGUUUGUCGGAUGCUGCACAGACAGGAAGCUCUCUGCCAUGUAAAAUCACACUGAAUAACAUAUUGACUUUUGUUUGAUUUUGCUUUUGAUUCCAACGAACAAGCCAUCUAUAUUUAAUUUACCUGACGUUUCUCUACGUGUUGGAGGGAGGAGGGUCGAAUGUUGAAGUAUUCUAGUUGCAAAACCUUUGUUCAAUAAAUUGUUUUAAACACAA
Messenger RNA from Fundulus heteroclitus (mummichog), 5532 nucleotides. RefSeq names its product heat shock transcription factor 1 (gene hsf1). The record is from RefSeq and is a predicted model, not a curated record. Gene Ontology annotation, biological process: regulation of DNA-templated transcription. Gene Ontology annotation, molecular function: sequence-specific DNA binding; DNA-binding transcription factor activity. Lineage: Eukaryota; Metazoa; Chordata; Actinopteri; Cyprinodontiformes; Fundulidae. The transcript has 14 exons. The coding region runs from base 320 to 2080 and encodes 586 amino acids.